ACCCCACGAAGAAGCCACAGUAGGAGAUAAGAGACAGGCGGCAGGCGGCGGGACGGGCCGGGGCCGGUGAGAGGGCAGCGGCAGAUGGGGCGCGGCUCCAUGGAUCAGAGGAGAAACACAGGAAAGCAAUUUGCCAACGCGAAGCCUCGGGAAGCCCCACCAUGCGAUGCCUCUCUCCGACGCGCUGCCCCGCGGCGUCCGGGCCCGCUGCGCCCUGCCCCGAGCGCCCUCUGCUCCUCUCCCUCCGCUCCACUCCGCUCCACUCCGCUCCCGCCGCUCCGCUCCUCUCCCGCCGCUCCGGGCCGGGCCGGGCCGCUCGGAAUUGCACCCGUCCUGAGCCGCUGCUCACGGAGCUCGGAGCACGCCGCACACGUGCGGGAGCUGGUGAAACAAAAUCAGCUCCUCUUCCCCCCCUCUCCCCAACCCAGGUUUAUUCAGAAUUAAAGUUGCCCCCCACCCCCCGUAAUUUUUUUUUAUCUCCAUCCCCUUUCUGGAGCGGUAAAUAAAGCUCAUUUGCAUGUCUUUGCAGAAAGUUGCUGCCGUACUAGAAUAGAACCCGGGCUUACCUAGUUUGGCAGGGCAUGCAAAGUAGGAUUGGUUGGAUCAAUUAGAGAAUUAUCUAUUUAUGAAAUGUCUAGCUGCAAUGAAAAGAGCUGGUACAAUUAUGAACUGUUGUCUUGACAACUGGGAAGGACUGAUUGGAUCAUUUUAUCAGUAGGGUUGCUGAUUUCAAAAGCAAACUGCCGAAAAUAGUAAGGGACUUGGGCUUCAAAAAAGGGAUUUUUUUUUUUUCUUCUCCUUCUUAGCUAGUAGAGGAAAAUGUAAAGGGGGUGGGGAGAGGGAGAAGGGUCUCGCCAGGAAAAGUCUGUGAUGCAGAUUUAUUGGCAAAAAGCCAGAGUUGCUAUUGUAAAUUUCCUCGCCGGUUUCAAUGUCAACCCAAGCUCGUAUUUGAACCCGGAAUCAGGGCAAAAGCAUUAUCACUCUGUCACUUUGUUGCCAGAAGUGGAUUUUUUUUUUUUUUUUGCUAAUAUUUUACUGUUACAUCUGACAGGAUUUCACAUUUUCUGUAGCCCGCCUUUAGUACGUUGAACUGCCAGACAGAGAAAUUAAUACCCUGAGUGACUGUAUUUUAAUUAAGCAAUUUCAUGCAAAUUACAAAUUUUAGAUUGCCAAAUAAUAUAUUGCACAAAAAUUGUAGGCUGGCUGAUCUGAUAUGCAUGGAGUAUUACUCUUCCAGGCGCUGUGCAUACAUGGGAAAAUGAACAAAAAUGCUAAUUUCCAAUCUACUAUGCAAACGGAAAAAGAUGCCUAUUUAGAUACAUAUGCUUUCCUUAGGAAGGGUAAACAGUUCUUUAAUUUAAUAUAGCUGACACUUGAAGAUGUAUUUUUCUCUUUUGCAAAGAUAAUUUUUGCAUUGAACAAGUAAAUGAGAAUUCGAGUAGAAAACAUCUUGUUAAUGGCGACUAAUAAAAACUAAUAUUGCAUGCAAUAUAAUGAUAUUAAACCUUGUAACUGGUACAUAA
Messenger RNA from Myiozetetes cayanensis, 1523 nucleotides. Its product is annotated as atherin-like. The transcript has 2 exons. NCBI's taxonomy places the organism in Eukaryota, Metazoa, Chordata, Aves, Passeriformes, Tyrannidae. The record is from RefSeq and is a predicted model, not a curated record. The coding region runs from base 85 to 444 and encodes 119 amino acids.